Molecule: messenger RNA, 573 nt
Organism: Penicillium maclennaniae
Lineage: Eukaryota; Fungi; Ascomycota; Eurotiomycetes; Eurotiales; Aspergillaceae
Product: GrpB family protein
Exons: 1
Coding region: 1-573 (190 amino acids)
Source: RefSeq, a predicted model, not a curated record
AUGCCCGCUCCAGUUGCGCAGAUCCUCGAGCCUUACGAGCACAAACCGGAGCUCGUGGAGCGUGUAGCCUCGCGAACCGUAACACCUUCCAUUACCAUAGUUGAGCCCAACCCAGAAUGGCCGCAACGUUUCGAAGAAGUCAAAGAGCGGAUUCAAAAAGCCCUGGGGGCCUUGAUCUUGGACAUCGCUCAUACUGGGUCUACCAGUGUUCCUGGCCUUCCAGCCAAAGACAUUAUUGACGUUGAUCUGACACUGAAUGAUGCCACGGAUGAAGCAUCCUAUGUCAAACCUCUGGAAGAGGCAGGGUUUCGAUUUCUCUUGCGUGAGCCGCGAUGGCACCAACACCGAUUCUUUGUGGAGGAUUGGCCCAACGCCUACCACGUCAAUCUCCACGUGUGGAGUCCUGACUCGCCCGAAGCUGCCCGACAUCGUAUCUUUCGUGACUGGUUACUCAAAACGCCAGCGGAUCUAGAAUCGUAUGCCAAAAUAAAAUACGAGGCGGCGGAACAGACGGCUGUAGCUGGGGAUUCGGUAAUGGAUUAUACCCUACGAAAAAGACAAGACGAUCCAUGA